AGAUAAUGUUCCUUUCCACAAAUUCUUUAAUUCAACUGAGGUGUAACAUUGUGCUGCAAGCCAAUCAAUACAGUAAUUUAAGUCCUUUCAACUAUAAUGGAAAAGUAUGAAAAAUUAGCUAAGAUUGGAGAAGGGUCCUAUGGGGUUGUAUUCAAAUGCAGAAACAAAACCUCUGGACAAGUGGUAGCUAUUAAAAAAUUUGUGGAAUCUGAAGAUGAUCCAGUUGUUAAGAAAAUAGCACUAAGAGAAAUACGUAUGUUGAAGCAAUUAAAACACCCAAACCUUGUGAACCUCAUUGAGGUGUUCAGGAGAAAAAGGAAAAUGCAUUUAGUUUUUGAAUACUGUGAUCACACACUUUUAAAUGAACUGGAAAGAAACCCCAAAGGAGUUGCUGAUGGAGUGAUCAAAAGUGUAUUAUGGCAAACACUUCAAGCUCUUAAUUUCUGUCAUAAACAUAACUGUAUUCACAGAGAUGUAAAACCUGAAAAUAUUUUAAUAACUAAGCAAGGAAUAAUCAAGAUCUGUGACUUUGGGUUUGCACGAAUUCUGAUUCCAGGAGCCGCCUACACCGAUUACGUGGCGACACGAUGGUACCGAGCUCCUGAACUUCUUGUGGGAGAUACACAGUACGGUUCUUCCGUAGAUGUGUGGGCCACUGGUUGUGUUUCUGCAGAGCUUCUGACAGGCCAGCCACUCUGGCCUGGAAAAUCAGAUGUGGACCAGCUUUAUCUGAUCAUCAGAACACUGGGAAAACUAAUCCUAAGACAUCAAUCUAUCUUCAAAAGUAACCAGUUUUUCCAUGGCAUCAGUAUUCCUGAGCCAGAAGACAUGGAAACUCUUGAAGAAAAGUUCUCGGAUGCUCAUCCCAUGUCUUUGAAUUUCAUGAAGGAGUGUUUGAAGAUGAAUCCUGAUGACAGAUUAACCUGUGCCCAACUCCUGGAGAGCCCCUACUUUGAUUCUUUUCAUGAGGACCAAAUUAAAAGAAAAGCACGUACUGAAGGAAGAAACAGAAGACGCCAGCAGAAUCAACUGUUGCCUCUCAUACCAGGAAGCCACAUCUCCCCCACACCUGAUGGAAGAAAACAAGUCCUCCAGUUAAAAUUUGAUCAUCUUCCAAACAUUUAGGAAAAUGUUCUUUCAAGUGGAAAGUAACUUAAUAUGUACACAUUUUUGUACAAGAGAGAUAGGAAUUCUCAGUGUUUCAAAUGCAAAUGAGCCAUAUGAAAAUUAAGAUGCCUUCUAGAAUUGUUUUGCUCUGAUCAUUACUGAUUCCUCUGCCUGUGCUUUUUACAUGCCAACUUUAUCUUUUAGAACAUUUUCUUUAAAUGUUAUAGAGUCUGAAACUGCACAUACGGAGGAGACAUUUCCAUUUCAUCAGAGCAGCCCCUCCCGAGGCAAUUUAUAGUGAGAAUUUGUGGGCUUGUACGUUGAUUUUUGGAAAAGAUUUACAUAUGUCAUUUUGGUUUACCUGACCAC
Callorhinus ursinus (northern fur seal) is the source of this 1476-nucleotide messenger RNA. RefSeq names its product cyclin dependent kinase like 4 (gene CDKL4). The record is from RefSeq and is a predicted model, not a curated record. Gene Ontology annotation, molecular function: protein serine/threonine kinase activity; ATP binding. Gene Ontology annotation, biological process: protein phosphorylation. NCBI's taxonomy places the organism in Eukaryota, Metazoa, Chordata, Mammalia, Carnivora, Otariidae. Gene Ontology annotation, cellular component: nucleus.